Molecule: messenger RNA, 408 nt
Organism: Aspergillus luchuensis
Lineage: Eukaryota; Fungi; Ascomycota; Eurotiomycetes; Eurotiales; Aspergillaceae
Exons: 1
Coding region: 1-408 (135 amino acids)
Source: RefSeq, a predicted model, not a curated record
AUGUAUACAGCAGACAUACUCAUCCCCUACGCUUUUGUGCGCCUCUUCAUCGGUAAAGACCAGCCGGAGAUCGGAAAUGCGCACGGGUGGCCGAUCCAGGUGUCCCCGACCGUGACCGGGUGGGCGCAGCACGAGAUCGUCAACUACCUCGUUGAGGGCAAUGACUUUUACUCGGGGCUCUACAAAUAUGCGGGCACUUGGUAUGAGACGAGCUUAGUGAAUGCGGAGUGGAUGUGGUCGUCUAUUGGUGAGGCCAAGCAGACUCAGGACGGGUAUACGUAUACCUGGGUGGUUCCGCUUGGGGGCACGGAUGCUGUUGCCAAGGAGUAUGUCGUGCAGGGGCAAGGGUAUGCUCCGAUUAGUAAUGUUUUCAAGGGGAGCCUGAGGCAGAUAGGGUCACCUUUUUGA